AUUCGUGAUCCUCCCACUAAUCUUGGUUCAGGAACAUCAUUAGAGAUAUCAUUGGUUAAAGCGUGUACUUAGCUUCACAUAUAUUACUGUAGAGCGUGGAGCUCGAUUUAAAAAGUAUCUAGGCGUGGACGCUUCUUUAAGUGAGAGCGACUAAAAUCAUACAGACUCAGGGCACGGAACAUUCUUUGCCCCACCAAGAAGACCGGGCUGAAUGAUCGUCGAGAAAGUUGCUGCUGCAUUAUCAGCAGUAGUCAUGAAGUCAAUGCGGAGCUUGUCUAACAGUGGUUGAGUGAGCAACAGAUUGUCGUAUCGUGGUUAAAACAUCGGCAAAGACAACUUUUGAAUGUUUCCCAUUGAGUGAUAAUUGGGUUAUGAGAAAUCUACAGUAAAGUCAGUACAGUUACAUGCGUUGGUGCUAUAGUAUCGUUGAAAGGAACCAGGACCUCGAUUAUCAUUGAAAUAACCCAGACGGCGUUAAUCGUAAAUAAUAAAUGACAAACAGCAGCAUUGCGAAUUGACUGCGACUGAUAAAGAUAAAAAAAAUGAUUGAAAAUCGCGAUAACACCGAAAACUAUGACGAACAUUGCUCAGUAAACAUGACUGACAACAAAUAUCUAUUGGAGACAGAAGGAUGUAUUGAAGAGAGGUCUCAAAUUUUAAUCGAAUUUAAUGAUUUGUCUUAUUCGGCUUGCAACAGGAACUAUAGAUGUUCAGAAAAACAUAAACAAAAGCAAAUUCUAUACUCCGUAUCUGGCCACCUUCGACCAGGUAGACUCACAGCUUUAAUCGGUCCUUCCGGUGCCGGGAAAUCGACAUUGUUGAAUAUAAUUUCUGGCUUAAAACAAUCGAACCUCAAAGGGUCCGUCACUGUGAACGGCGCCGAAAGAAAUGUUGAUAUAUUCCGACGGCUGGCGUGUUACAUUCCUCAGGAUUUUGUUCUUCUUCCAUUACUCACUGCUAAGGAAACUUUAUAUAUUGCUGCCUGUUUGAAACUUGGUUUUCCACACACAACCGAGACUCGGAAAUACAUCGUAAACGAGAUUGCAAAUCGACUUGGCUUGUCUUCUUGUCUGCAUACACCGGUUGGCAAACUAAGCGGCGGAGAAAAGAAAAGAUUGUCGUUUGGUGUCGAAUUGAUUACUAAUCCUACAGUGAUGUUAUUGGACGAGCCAACAAGCGGUCUAGACAGUGCAGCAUCGAAACAAGUGAUCGACUUGUUACAUGCUAUGGCUCAAACCGGCCGUACUGUAGUUUGUGCAAUUCAUCAACCAAGCAGCCAAUUGAUGUCAAAAUUUGACGACGUCAUUGUAAUGAAUCAAGGAACAAUUGUGUACUGUGGUCCUCAAAUAGAUAUAUAUGACACAUUCAAAAGAGCUAACUUUGUUUGUCCUCAAUUCUACAAUAUAUCAGAGUACGUACUGGAAGUAGUGAGUGGACAAAGAGGUGGGGAUUUAGAUCAACUCCAUAAGAUUAGCGAGCAAAAUUAUAAGAAUGCUCAAGUGCAAAAUCAGUACUUGAAAAAUAAGAAAGCUGCAAUCAUGUCCGGGCGACUUACUGAAUAUCCUGAAGAAGACGAAGAUGGUAUUCCUAUGCCCGGUCGGUAUUCUGUUUCCAAGUGGAGACAACAGAAGGUUUUAUUGUGUAGAGCGAUAAUCUGCAUAAGUCGAGAUAACACAAUGACAAAAUUGAGAUUAGCCGCGCACGUGAUAGUCGCUUUUCUCUUGGGUCUUGUGUUUCAUAACUUUGGCGAUGAUGCAAGCAAAGCGCAAAGCAAUAUAUCUUGUUUAUUCUUUUUUUUAUUAUUUUUAUUCUUCGCUAAUGCUAUGCCAGCUGUACAAAUGUUUCCCACGGAAGCAGCUGUUUUUCUUCGUGAACAUCUGAACAAUUGGUACUCCUUACAGUCGUACUACAUUUCGAAAGUACUAUCAGAUUUUCCAUUGCAGAUACUUUGUCCCACCUUGUUUCUGCUUAUAUCAUAUUGCAUGACCGGACAACCAUUUGACGUGAAUACAAUGAUGAAAGUUUGGUUAGUGUGUACUUUACUUACGAUUCUCUCUCAAUCAUUUGGAAUAGCUGCUGGAGCGGCUUUUAAUACUCAGGCUGGUACUUUCCUAAUUCCUGCAAUGAAUAUACCUAUGUUCCUCUUUGCUGGAUUUUUUAUAAAACUCAACGAAGUGCCGGAAUACCUUCAGCCAAUUUGUACUGUUAGUUACUUCAGGUACGCCUUUGAAGGUGUCUUAGAAGCAAUCUAUAAUGAUGAUCGACCGCCAUUACAAUGUCCUACGAGAGAACCCUGUUUUAUUAUAUCAUCGCAACAAAUUUUAAAGUAUCUGAAUAUGCAGUCAAGUCAAUUUUAUGUAAUUGUUCUUGCACUGUGUGCAUGGAUUUUAUGUCUGCAUGUCUGUAUCUAUACCGUUCUGCGACUGAAGUUGUACGUUGCAACUAAAUAAACAGUACAACUUCUUUUACUUAU
Cephus cinctus (wheat stem sawfly) is the source of this 2473-nucleotide messenger RNA. Its product is annotated as ATP-binding cassette sub-family G member 4. Gene Ontology annotation, molecular function: ABC-type transporter activity; ATP binding; ATP hydrolysis activity. The record is from RefSeq and is a predicted model, not a curated record. The transcript has 11 exons. Gene Ontology annotation, cellular component: plasma membrane. Lineage: Eukaryota; Metazoa; Arthropoda; Insecta; Hymenoptera; Cephidae. The coding region runs from base 543 to 2450 and encodes 635 amino acids.